AUGGCUGUUCCUAGACAAACUAGACGCAUAUUUCUCUCCGAAAACCCCCAAGGUCAUAUCACCAAAUCAACUUUCGGGAGCGAGACCGCCAAUCUACCUACUCCCACUCCCGAUCAAGUUAUUGUUCGGACCGAUUAUCUUUCCCUUGACCCAGCCAUGCGGGUAUGGCUCAAUGACGAUGUAACAUACGUCCCUCCAGUCCGGGUUGGCGAGACCAUGCGUGGAGCAGGGGUUGGAACAGUAGUGCAUGGGAAUAAUCAGAUCAAAACAGGCGAUGUGGUGUACGGUGUUCUUGGCUGGGCAGAGUAUAUCAUUGCCUCAGCUCAAAGUCUUCGAGUGCUGCAUCCACCAGAAGGAUUCACCGCGUUGGACUAUCUAGGACCACUUGGUACUGCAGGAAUGACUGCAUACUUCGGUCUAUUCGAAGUAGGGAAGCUCAAAGCGGGAGAAACACUAGUAGUCUCUGCCGCCGCUGGAGGAGUUGGAUCCCUCGUAUGCCAAAUAGGCAAGAUCAAAGGCGCCAAAGUCAUCGCGAUCGCCGAGCCGAGAUUCGAGGGCUUCGUCGUUUAUGAUUACAAGGGCCGAUAUGGAGAGGCGGAGUCCAAUAUGACCAAAUGGAUUAGGGAGGAUGGAUUAAAAUACCAAUACCAAGUUGAAUCUGGGCUCGAACAAUGCCCCCAAUACUUUGAGCUACUUUUCAGUGGUGGGAAUACCGGAAAACUCACUGGGUCGCUUGCCUCGAUCAUGGCGUUCUCGACUUUGAGGCUUCGAGAGCCCCCGCGUCUUCAGGUAUUUGGUCGCAUUUAUCGAGCAAACAUUAUCACCCCUCAGAAACGACUAUAUGUCGACGACGCUCUGUCGGCAGAGAUUAGUGCUAAGGACUCGACUCCUGGACGUAAGACGGCUUGGUUUUUUGUUGAGCACCUCUUCCCCAUCAGGCUUAAUAAAUAUGACCCUCGAUACUACUUUGCUAAUAUGCGCAAAGAAGCAGUCAUCGAGCGCGUCAAAAAAGUUCUUGAAAACACUGAUGUUGACGGCUUUAAGGUUCUAGAUAUUGAGCCCAGGAUCAAGGAUGGGGGAGUGUUUGUACAUUUUGAAUACAUAUCUCCCUUGGGAUCUGGCACGUCGGAAGACCCAGCGAUUCGUCUAACAGAACUCAAGUCGGUGGCAGAUUUACAAGCUGCUAUCCAAGCGUCUGCUGUCAAACAAGGGGGAAUUCCGUCCUGGUUGGGUUUUAGUGCUCCUCGAAAAUUCUGGCUUGUGCGUGGGAGGCCAUGGCGGGAAGAUAUGGACCGCUUUGCUUCGGCAACCAUCAAGACCGAGUUCGAUGGUCCAGAUGUCCACCUCGAAUCGUUAUAUGACGUUCUAAGGCCCUACGGCCGAAUCACUAAACUGGAUCCCCCAACACCGGCCCCCGCCGGUACUUUGCGUAGUGCAACUGUGAGAUACAACAGGGUCCAUUCUGCUGUUUUGGCCCGAAAUUGUCUACAUGGUGUCAAUUUGACUACGGACGGAGACGUUAUCGGUAGAUCUGGUCCGGGAAUCGCGUUGGCAGUUGCCCCGGGGACAAAGCUAACGCGUCUAAGUAUGCUUUAUGAUCAACCACUAAAGGAAAAUGCCAUACGAAACUGGUUAACGAGCCACCCAAGGAUUGUGUUACCGGUGCUCGCCUUCUUGCUAGGAACCAUCACUUAUACUGUAUUUGAUCCGGUUCGCGAGUUCUCCAUCCGAGGGAAGGCCACCGAUUGGUUCGCCUAUGGAGAUUUUACAUUUUACAAAUGGCUCCGCGAGAAUGCAUUUGGCCGUAUUGCUUCAACUUUGUCUGGCAACCGCUCCGGUGAAGGGGGAGCGGAGGAGCCCGCAAUUUGGAGAGAGAGGAAAGAUGCGAAAGCGACCCUUCGAGCGUAUUUGAACGACUUACCAUCCACGGUUGCGGUUAUACAUGGACCUGCGGGCGCAGGGAAGGGAGAGCUUGUCGAUAGUAUUAUGAAGGAAAAAUAUAGGCCAGUUAUAAUCAUUCACUUAAGUUGGAACUGCAACUCAGAUUUGACUCGUAGACCGUCAAUCAUAAUCGAUUGUGCCAAGAUAUUGAAUACCCCGAAUGAUUCGAGCAUGAUUCGCGAAUUAGCUACACAAACUGGCUAUUGGCCAUACUUUAGCUUCCUGACAUCUUUGAAUAAUAUGAUAGAUCUGGCGAGCGUCGGCCUCAUUGGACAAAAGGCCGGUUUCAGCUCAACUACCGAGUCUCAGUUGAAAGAUAUUCUCAAUAUCGCGACUGAAGCUCUUCGUCGUGUCAAAGAAGACCGCAAGAAGAACACCAGCCGAGGUGCGGAGCGCGCGCACAUCAUUUCCCAACGAAGCGAUCGGGACUCUGUCCAAAGAGUGGUCCCGACUACGGUGACAAAUGAGAAAGAAAUUCUUCUCCCUCUCCCAAAUUUCCCUGAACAGGCUCCAAUUCCAGUUGCUGGCCGGAGUGGUCCUGAAGAGACCAAGGAUGACCUUCCCAUCGUCGUGAUUACGAACUAUCAACCACAAGGGGCUAAGCGUGAAGAAGUGCUCAAUGUUUUGGCUGAAUGGGCCGCGAAAUUAGUAGAGGAUAAGAUUGUAACCCACGGGGAAUUCUGUCUACUAGGUCGCACAUGUCAUAUUUCUCUUCCAUCAAAACCCUUGACAUCCAUUGCUCUGAGUGAUGCUGAUGUCAAUACCGCGCGCAGCUACGUAAUAUCGAAACUCUCAAAUUAUGAGAUUAAACAAUCACUCGGCAAAGAUGAACUCCAGGCUGUAGAGAAUUUGGGUGGAAGGAUCAGUGAUCUUGAUACGUUAGUAAACAAAGUACGGAGUGGGCAGUCAGUUACCGAUGCGGUAAAGGAAAUAAUUCACCGUGGCAUAAGCGAGAUGCGCAAGAAUGCAUUUGGCGAUGACCUUGAAGAUGCUAAAUCUUUACCAUGGACACGAGAGCAGGCUUGGAGUCUUCUAAGGGCAUUGGCAUCUGAAGAUGAGAUUCCCUAUGCCAAUGUCCUUCUCGAAUUCCCAUUCAAGGGAGAUGAGCUAGCAUUGAGGAAUAUGGAGACUGCCGAAUUAAUUUCGAUUGGUACUAAAGAUGGUCUCCCGACAACAAUCAAACCCGGAAAGCCGGUUUACAAACAUGUUUAUCGGCGCUUAGUUCAAGAUGAUAUCUUCCGGGCGGUGCAAACUAUCAACUUCAACGAGAAGUCCAUUGCUACUUCACUGUCAACUAUCAAGGCAUGCGAGGACGAACUAACCGUACUAAAGGACAUUGGAUUGGAUCUUGGAUCAACGAUUCUCGGUGGUAAAGGAGCUACCGGAGCCCGAGCGAGUUAUCUAUUGGACAAGAUGUCGCAAGCCACGUCGAAGGUUGAAAAACUCGAGGCCGAAAACGUGAAGCUGAAAAAGAUUCUGGCCAAAGUUCGAUAG
Molecule: messenger RNA, 3435 nt
Organism: Rhizoctonia solani
Lineage: Eukaryota; Fungi; Basidiomycota; Agaricomycetes; Cantharellales; Ceratobasidiaceae
Product: mitochondrial escape protein 2
Exons: 22
Coding region: 1-3435 (1144 amino acids)
Cellular component (GO): mitochondrial inner membrane
Source: RefSeq, a predicted model, not a curated record